This is a messenger RNA of Hymenoscyphus albidus, 1290 nucleotides long. The record is from the annotation of a GenBank genome assembly. Lineage: Eukaryota; Fungi; Ascomycota; Leotiomycetes; Helotiales; Helotiaceae.
AUGAGCAGACCUGCUGCGGCUCCAGCUUGGGCCACUCAGGCCACUCAGGCCACUCAGGCCACUGAAGGAAAGCUUGGACCAUCUCGGACUCGGAUCAACUGUUUUUCCUCCAAGCGAGCCCAAAUCGGAACUCGACACAUGAUUGGCUGUGCAGCACACAGAACUUUUGAACAAUUGCGAUUUGACUCUCCCGCGGAUUUCGAGAUCUCGAGCUUCAGAAAGUCAGCCAACCCUCAACACAUCACCGCCAAAAUGUCAUACCACUCCGAGCAAGUGUCCGCGGACUUGAUUUGGGAGAUCACCCGUACGUUCUUCCUUUUCCGACGGCAAAUGAAGGCGAGAAUUGAAGGCGGCGAGUCGGGGAGGAGGGAAUGAAGGUCAAACUCGAUCAAGAUUCAAGGCUGACGAGACUCUGGAUACGCAGGCAGCCAAAACUCUUUCCUCGUGCAGCGCGCUCAAUCUGGAGGUGUUCGAUUUUCCCGCGACCCUUUCAACCUUACUAACAUCCACUCCCGCAAGGUACGCCACACAAAUCGCAAAGUAAAUAAUCCUGGGGCUAACAUUAUCUACAGAAUGCCGGUUUCGUCAACGACAAGGUAUGAACCACUCGACCACAGACACGACCACUAGGAGGAGGAAUACUGACCAAGUUUAGGCCGUCAGUAUCGUUGAGGAGAAGGGUGACAAGAAGGGUCUUACUUUGAUCACCAAGAAGGCCAAGUCCAACCAAAAGCCAGGCAGCUCUCUCCACAAGACCCCUCUCGGUGGAAACAAAUCAACAAGAAAGUAGGUCGCAUAUGGGGGAGCUAUCUUCGUUUGGGUCAGGAUCUAAUGUGCUACUUCAGGACCUACAAGACUAUCGCCAGCAACAUCGCCAAAUCCGGAUACCGAUCUGAUCUCCGUGCUGAUGCCAUUGCCCGCGCAUCUGCCAUCCGUCAAUCACAAGUACCAAAGAAGGCCGCACCAGAGUCAAAACUUCGAGGAGCAAAGGCCAAAAAGGCCGCAGCGGAGAAGGACGAGUAAAUAUGAGGGGGUUGAAAGGAAAUUGGUUUUGCUAGUCACGAAUAGAGCUCGUUUUUUCGGAGUUCUGAGGCAAUGGAUCAAUGAAAUGAUUCUGCGGGAUAUGAUAUGCAAUUCCUUUGGUCUAAUGAGAUCUCAAGGAAGUGUUUUGCACAGUCGGGGCAGCAGUAGCUCUAUAGACGGAAACUGAGCACCUCAAAUCCAAUCGCAUCUGCUAAACAUUUUCCCAAGCCGAAUUGCGUCCUCUUCCGAGUUUAGACAUGUGAAAAC